GCGCCAUUGAUAAAUUAGAGUGCGUCCUGAAAAAUUAAAAAUAAAGGUGAUUUAUAAUAAAAAUUUUAACCGCACAGCUAAGUUCGAAAACUUUUUCAGUCUGUGUUAAACAAGACAAGGCGCUUUUAAAAAAGAUUGUCAAUAUUAUAUUAAUAUUGUUUGGCGAUUUUCAUUCGGCUAUUUGUGUUUAAAUAUAUUUUUUGCUGCCGUUGCCACUCAGCUGAGAUGGACGAUACGGUGCAAAUUAUCGCGAAUUGAUACGGCCAACAGGUGGCGCUGCUACCACAGUGAAAUAGUGUGGGUGUUUUUAUUAUAUUGAGAUUUCGUGGAUCCCGGAUAUGUCCGCUUUCACGGAGACUGCUUUGCUGAAAAGGCUUGGGGAGUUAAACAGCAGCCAACAGAGCAUCCAGACAUUGUCUCUGUGGCUGAUUCACCAUAGAAAACAUAGUGCAUCCAUUGUCCAGACCUGGCAACGCGAGCUCCAGAAUGUUCCAGAACCCAAGAAGCUGACAUUCAUGUACCUAGCCAACGAUGUGAUCCAGAACAGUAAAAAGAAGGGCCCAGAAUAUGGCAAGGAGUACAGUCAUGUGCUGCCCAAGGCAUUUGCCCAUAUUGGUGAGGCAUGCAACUCGGACAAACUGCUUGGCAGUCUAGGACGUAUCCUCAACAUAUGGUUAGAGCGUGGAGUCUAUGAUUCCAAGACCAUUGCCGACUACAGAGCGCGCCUGCAUCGUGAAGGCAGCAGCAGUAGUAAUGGUGCUGGUAAAUCUCAUAACCAAAGUGAGGUCGCCGCCGCCGUAGUAGAGAAUAACAACAGUAGCAAAGGGGACAAGUCCGAGAAACGGGAGAAGCGUAAGCAUGAGGAGCGCCAUUCAAAAUCAAAGCGGCCACGGCAACAUCAUCAUCAUCAUCAUCAACAUCAUACUCAUCACAACAAUAGCGCUCCCGCUGUUGUCGAGGAGCAGCCAAAGACGGAGAUGGAAAAUGGCCAUACUCCACCAUACGUGCCAUUGGGCGAACCUCCCGAACCAGAGGAACUGAUCAAAGCUCUAGUGAACAUCGAGAACUCCUCCUCCAGCGAUGCUGUGGUUAGGGAGCGUAUUGCCAAAUUGCCUCAGGAGAUAUCCGAAAUCAGUUGUAUUAGCAAACUGGAGGAUAAGGAUAAAGCCAAGGCCUUGGCCAAGCAGGUGAAUGAGGCAGUUGAAUUGCUCAAUAACUACAAUGCCCGUCUAGCUGCUGAAAUGGAGGAGCGUACCAAACUGGCCGCCAUGUUACGUGACUUUCAGGCUGAACAAAAGGAGCUGCUUACCCAGGCCGAGCAGAGAUUAGAUGAACAUAAAAAAAAAUUGGCCAAGAUGCUGGGUCUACAGAAGGAGAUACACGAUCAUUUAUCCAAUUUACCCGAUCUUACUCAAUUGCCAGAUGUAACUGGAGGCCUGGCCCCUUUGCCCUCAGCAGGUGAUCUCUUCAAUGCCCUUCACUGAUUAGAUGGUUCUCCCCCUCCCCCAGCAAGAUCGAACAGAAAGCAGAGAGUUUAUCAGGAACAAUUUAAGUCAAAUCCUAAAAUAAACAAGACAACAUCUAACUACAACAACAGGAUCAAGAAAAUAAUUAUACAACAAAGAAAGCAAAGAAAAAAACACUAAAAAAAAAGAAAGAAAGAAUUGCAACAGCUAAUUAUAUAUAUAUAUAUAUUAUGUAUUGUCCUAUACGUGACCCACUUAGCACCCUAGACGAAACAAGAAGAAAACCCAAAACAACAAUUAUUGUAAUCCACAUUUAUUAUUGACGGUUCAAUUAUAGCAUAUACACAACAAAGAUAAAAAA
Molecule: messenger RNA, 1827 nt
Organism: Drosophila willistoni
Lineage: Eukaryota; Metazoa; Arthropoda; Insecta; Diptera; Drosophilidae
Product: regulation of nuclear pre-mRNA domain-containing protein 1B
Exons: 4
Coding region: 339-1484 (381 amino acids)
Biological process (GO): mRNA 3'-end processing
Cellular component (GO): RNA polymerase II, holoenzyme
Molecular function (GO): RNA polymerase II complex binding
Source: RefSeq, a predicted model, not a curated record